This is a messenger RNA of Austrofundulus limnaeus, 7353 nucleotides long. RefSeq names its product collagen, type V, alpha 3a (gene col5a3a). The record is from RefSeq and is a predicted model, not a curated record. NCBI's taxonomy places the organism in Eukaryota, Metazoa, Chordata, Actinopteri, Cyprinodontiformes, Rivulidae. Gene Ontology annotation, molecular function: extracellular matrix structural constituent.
ACAGAGAGAAACCGAGAGGAACCAGCAAAAACAAAUCUUCUCCAACAAUCAAGGAAGUGAGAAUACCGACCACCUUCUCCCCCCCUCCACACGCAUGGCUGCCUAGUUCCAAACAGAACUUCUGCAGAAUUAAGUUCUGGGUGCGGAGGCGCGCGUGCGCUGGGUCCCCGCUUCGCAGGAUGGACAGUUUAAUAAGGACCGGGUUGUGCAGAAGAAUACAUCUGUUUCUUUUUAUCUUUCUUCACCUAUGGACGGCUCAAGCUGCUGAUCCUAUUGAUGUUCUGCGAGUGCUCGGGCUGUCAGAGAACAUGGACGGGGUGUCCUUGGAGGCUGGUCUCUGCACCAGCAGGAGGGGCACGGAGGAGAUGGACCUGGCUUACAAGAUCAAAAAGAUCCGGCUCAGUGCUCCCACUAAACAGCUAUACCCUGAUUCUAAAUUCCCUGAGAAUUUCUCCCUGAUGACAACCGUCAGGGCUACGAAAGGCUCCCAGUUCUUCCUCCUGUCGGUCUACGAUGACCAGGGGGUGCAGCAGCUGGGACUUGAAGUGGGGAGGUCACCUGUCUUCCUGUAUGAGGACCAGCAUGGACACCCCACUCCAGAACUUUACCCCACUUUCAGGAAGAUCAAUAUGGCCGAUGGAAAGUGGCACAGAAUAGCCUUUAGCGUGCACAACAAGUCCGUGACCCUUUAUUUGGAUUGUGAGAAAGUCGAGACCCUGGAUCUGCUGCGAGGGGACGAUGCUGUGGUCAGCUUAGAGGGGGUCACCGUGUUUGGAACGCGCCUGCUGGAUGAAGAAGUUUUUGAGCACAUCCAGCUUGAGUCUGAUGCCUCGACGCAAAGUGAUGAACUGGCCGAAAAAAAGGACGUCUCCAAAAAGGGCAAGCGAGACAAAAAGAACAAAAAGAAGAAGGACAAAAACUCUCGAGGAAAACGCAAAGGCAAGGGCAAGAAGGGGUCCAGAAAGAAAAAGCACGAAGAGGAGGGCGUUGAGGAAGGCUCCCUCCGAGCGUCUACAGCUCUGCCAGAGUUUCCGUCACAGGAAUCCUUCCCGCCUACAGAGCUCCCAGAUAUUAGGAGCACCCUAAAAACUAAUUUCCCCACUCAAGUUUUUGACAGGACCACUGUGGAGACGCAUAAACCUGACUUCGCGACUGAGGCCCCCACUGUGGUGCCCAGCAUACUGCCUGUGCCCGUGGUUACCAAGGAGGAGGACACGCCGCUGAAGAAGGAAAUGUUGGUGGAGUAUGAAGACAGCCUUUACGGAGACCUGUUUGAAGACCUCUCAGUUUCCACAGUUACCGCGGGCCCAAAUGUUACCGAACACGAGAUUCUYGAAUAUGAAGAUUCCAAGAAUGACACGGACUUGGAGUAUGAAGAGUAUGAAAUUUACGAGGACGACUUUGGCUUUGCAGAACGGGAACGAGUGGAGACGCUGAAUGUCGAGGCUGCACUCAGAGCAGAAAAGGGCCAAAAGGGAGAGCCGGCUAUUAUCGAACCGGGUCUUUUGGUGAUAGGACCCUCAGGUCUCCCAGGACCGGAGGGGCUCCCCGGACCAGCAGGACCAACAGGUCCUCCGGGACCCAGAGGUGAUCCAGGUGAUCUGGGCCCCCAAGGACGCCCUGGUCUUCCUGGGACUGAUGGAAUCCCAGGUCCUCCAGGAACCCUGCUGAUGCUACCAUUUCAUUAUGGAGGAGAUUCACAGAAGGGACCAGGRGUGUCCCCACAGGAGGCACAAGCACAAGCUAUCCUGCAACAGACCAAGAUGUCACUUCAGGGGCCUCCAGGGCCAUUGGGUCUCACAGGACGACCAGGCCCGGUGGGUGUUCCAGGUCCAUCUGGGCUUAAAGGUGACCUUGGAGAAGACGGCCCCCCGGGACUUCGUGGUUUGCCAGGCCCCCCAGGGAUUAAUGGAAAGCCAGGCAAGAGGGGACGUGCGGGUGUGGAUGGAGGUCGGGGAGCUCCAGGUGAAACAGGUGCAAAGGGUGACAGAGGCUUUGACGGUCUGCCAGGUCUCCCAGGAGACAAAGGACACAUAGGGGACAGAGGAAGGCUUGGUCCUCAAGGACCCGUUGGAGAGCCAGGAGAGAAGGGAUCUGAUGGACCUGUGGGACCAAGAGGACAACCAGGUGAACCUGGUCCCCGAGGUCUAGUCGGGCCGAGGGGGCCACCCGGGUCACCUGGACAAGCGGGGUUUCAUGGAAGUGACGGAGUUCAAGGGUCAAAGGGCAAUCAGGGUCCAUCUGGUGAAAUAGGACCCCCAGGUCAACAAGGAAAUCCUGGAGCACAGGGCUUUCCUGGUCCUCAGGGUCCCAUUGGACUGCCAGGAGAGAAGGGUCCCAUAGGUAAACAAGGCAUACAAGGAUUACCAGGUGUUGACGGUCCUCCYGGUCACCCAGGAAGAGAGGGCCCCCCAGGAGAAAAAGGCAUCCAAGGUUUACUUGGYAUCCAGGGUCCAGUUGGGUAUCCAGGUACUCGUGGAGUCAAGGGAGCAGAUGGAGUCCGAGGACUGAAGGGGAGCAAAGGAGAAAAAGGAGAAGAUGGCUUCCCAGGGUCUAAGGGUGACAUGGGUGUCAAAGGAGACAGGGGUGAUAAUGGAGUUCCUGGUCCACGUGGAGAGGAUGGUCCAGAAGGGCUAAAGGGUCAAUCAGGACCUGUGGGAGAUGCAGGACCAGCUGGAAUAGCAGGCGAAAAGGGUAAACUUGGCGUGCCUGGUUUGCCUGGUUACCCAGGAAGACAAGGUCCUAAGGGAACACUUGGCUUCCCCGGUGGAGCCGGCAUGCUGGGAGAGAAAGGGAGAAGGGGCGCAGCUGGUCAGCCAGGUCCAGGGGGUCAACGAGGUCCUAAUGGARCCAGAGGGGGAAGAGGACCAAAGGGGCCAACUGGAAAGCCUGGAGAAAAGGGUACUGCUGGACAAGAUGGUCCUCCAGGAGCUCUAGGAGACCGGGGUCCUCAAGGAGCACAAGGGGGGCAUGGUGAACCAGGACCUAGAGGACCUAAUGGUCCACCUGGAAAGGAUGGAUUACCAGGCCAUCCGGGUCAGAGAGGAGAACCAGGCUUCCAAGGAAAGAACGGACCUCCUGGCCCCCCAGGAGUUGUUGGACCACAGGGGAAAACUGGUGAGACAGGCCCAACUGGAGAUAGAGGUCAUCCAGGUGCACCGGGACCACCAGGUGAGCAUGGUUUACCUGGAACUGCUGGAAAAGAGGGUGCCAAGGGAGAUCCAGGUCCAUCAGGAAACCCAGGAAAGAGUGGACCUCCUGGGCUUAAAGGCUUCAGAGGGAGCAGAGGGACCCCUGGUGCAGUGGGUCCUCCAGGUCUAAAGGGAGGAGAAGGCCAACCUGGUGUUGCAGGAUCUACUGGUGCCACAGGAGAGAGGGGUCCCGCUGGGCCGGCUGGCGCUAUUGGCCAGCCAGGACGGUCGGGCAGCGUCGGUCCUGCUGGGCCUGCUGGAGAGAAAGGCGAGCCAGGAGAGAAGGGUGGCGUGGGGCCAGCUGGGCAUGAUGGGGAACCAGGACCUGCAGGACUUCCUGGGGUUACAGGAUCACCCGGGCCUCCCGGGGAGGACGGAGACAAGGGGGAACCAGGAGGACCGGGUCAGAAAGGCAGCAAAGGAGACAAAGGGGAAGGGGGACCACCAGGACCUGUUGGCAUUCAAGGGCCUGUGGGCCAACCAGGACCAUCUGGGGCAGAUGGUGACUCAGGUCCUCGUGGACAAAUGGGUGUGAAUGGGGCAAAAGGUGAUGAAGGACCCCGGGGAUUUAAGGGACCAACUGGUCCCUCUGGACUACAGGGGAUGCCCGGACCACCAGGAGAGAAAGGAGAAAGCGGUCAUGUUGGUUUAAUGGGACCUCCAGGACAGCAUGGCCCACGAGGCCCUCAGGGUCCCGUUGGUGCAGAGGGACCACAAGGAGCCUCUGGAGAGCCUGGUCCUCCAGGACCUCCUGGUCGAAGGGGUCAAGUUGGUGCUGCAGGAAAAGAAGGGAAACAAGGCAUGAAAGGAGCCAAAGGGGCUGCAGGAACCCCAGGUUUAGUGGGAAAAACAGGCCCAGUAGGACCUCAAGGGUCACCAGGACGGCCUGGCCCAGAAGGCCUCCGAGGCAUUCCUGGUCCUGCGGGUGAACAAGGGUUAAACGGACCACCAGGACAAACUGGGCCACCAGGACCAAUAGGACCACCAGGACUUCCAGGACUAAAAGGAGACCCUGGUAAAAAGGGAGAAAAGGGUCAUGGAGGCUUGAUUGGUUUAAUUGGCCCCCCAGGGGAGCCUGGUGAGAAAGGAGACCGAGGUUUGCCAGGAAUCCAAGGUUUACAAGGAACAAAAGGAGAUGAGGGUGUGGGCGGUCCACCUGGUCCCAUCGGCCCACCAGGUCAACCUGGGCUGUCUGGGCCAGCUGGCGGGAAAGGAUCGAAGGGAGAGCCGGGUGGAGUCGGUGCCAUAGGCGAUCCAGGCCCUGCUGGUCCUCCAGGACCCCCUGGGCCGCCCGCAACAGUGGUUCAGCCCCUGCCAGUUUGGGAGGGAAGGCGGAAGAGACGAAGGCACUCAGACGGAGCAGAAGAACCCGCUCUGACCAGGGAGGACACAGAGGACUUUCUUCAAGGAGACCAACCGCUGGAGGACGCUGAGGGAAUGGAGGAAGUCUUUGCCACUCUCUCGUCUAUGAAAAAUGAAGUGGAGUUCAUGAGGAAGCCUCUUGGAACAUUCGACAGCCCGGCCCGAACCUGCAAAGAAUUGAUGAUGAUUCAGCCUAACUACAGAGACGGGGACUACUGGAUAGAUCCUAACCAGGGCUGCCACAGAGACUCCAUUAAAGUCUUCUGUAACUUCACGGCCUUUGGAGAGACCUGUCUCUACCCUGACAAAAGGAUCGAAACAGUGAAAUUAGCAGCAUGGAGCAAAGAGAAACCAGGAAGCUGGUUUAGCCAAUACAAGAAGGGCAAACAGUUCUCUUACGCCGACAGUGAUGGGAACCCUGUGCAUGUAGUCCAGCUGACCUUCCUGAAGCUCCUAAGUGCCACAGCCAAGCAGCGCUUCACUUAUACCUGUCAGAAUUCAGCAGGCUGGUUCGACAACACCUCCCGCUCCUACCGCCACGCCCUCCGCCUCCGUGGCAGCAACGACGAGGAGCUCACCCAAGCCAAAAGCCCCUUCAUCACAGCGGUCCAUGAUGGAUGCCAGCUCCGCAAAGGUCAGGACAGGACAGUUUUAGAGAUUGAUUCCCCGUCAGCGGAGCUCCUCCCGAUUAUAGAUGUGGCUCCAGCAGACUUUGGCAGCAACAACCAGAAGUUUGGAUUCGAAGUUGGACAAGUGUGCUUCCUCGGUUAACAUCUUGGCAGCAACGAACACGCAGGACCUUUGCAGGAAGUUUUCAGUGAAAGAAACUGGACUUUAAUUUAUGUCUGCCCCAAACAAUAUUUAUGAUGCUGUGUUGUGUGUGUGGUUAGUUUGUGGUACGUUAUUUAAAACCUUUCAGCAGCCAUUGUAAUCCUUUCAGUGGAUUUCAAAAAAGAGAGAGAGAGAAAAAAAGAAGAUAUGCGUCAGUGGGAACAAAGCACAUAUACCGAAUGGAAUUAUUGCAAUUAAAUUUUGAAUUUCAAGAGUGUUAAUUUGUUUAUUUAAAUGGGCCAUGAUAGAUCUGCUGAAAUUGCAAGCACUGCACAACUUGUCUUUUAACAAUUGUAAGCAAAUGAAUCUGUGCAGUUAGAGAAUGUUCAACUGUGGUUUAAACACUUAAAACUGAGACUGGAAAAUUCUGAUUGCAGAACUCAUUUACAUGCUUGGAUUUCAAUACAUUUACAAUUACACUGCAGUUAUGAACUAGGAAAGGAUAUUAAUUCUACACAAGCACUCUAAUUAAUUUCCUGUGUGCAGCGAUGAUAAAUUGUCCUUUUUUUACCUUUCAACUGCAGUUUGCUCAGUGAAUUACUUUGUUUUGUAUUCAUUAGGUACUGCAAAAAUAUUGAACUCAACAUUUUAUUGAAAGAAUAAGGUUGUCUCCUUUUUCAGACUCCAUCCCUUCAUACACUAAAUAUUACAUUUUUUGAGGCCUCCAUGUUUCCACAGUAUUGAGUACUGUAUGCAUCAGAGUCAAAUCCUUUCAACAGCGCUGUUUCACACCCCAGGACAUAUAGAGCAAUAUUUCUAGGCUUGAAUUGAGAGCAUGCUGAUUGAAAUGUUUUUUAGUCUAAACUGCAGUUCCGCACACCAAAAAGACAGUUUAUGUAUCUCCUGAGUACAUUUUAUAAUUGCUAACCUAACCAGUUUUUCUUGCUGUUAUUGUUUUUGCUUGACUCAUUGUUUUUGUGCGUUUGUGUGUGAGUUCUAAUUUUUUAUUUUUUAUUUUUCAUAUGCUGUAAUUUGAACAGAAUGCAAUGAUAUUCUGGCACAAUUUGCUCUUUUGAGGUGCUACAAAUGAUUUUUUUGUGUGUGUUUGUGCGUAUAACUAUGUUUGUGUGUCUCUGUGGGCAGGCUUAUAGGACUAGAGAGUUAAAGGGUUAUUGCUCUUUCAGCAGCCUGAAACACUCCAAGAGGUUGGGGACUUCUCUCCUGUUUUUUUGCACAUCUUCUGGCUGACUGUGCCUUUUUCACUGAGCCAGCAAAAUGAUGCUUUGAACAGCUCAGAGCAACAUGGCUGAUUGCUUUAAGAGAAAAUCAACUGUUAGAUUAUUUUACAUUCUGAUGUUCUGGUGAUUUAAAAACAUAGAUCCAUUAUCUAAAAUAAAAACAAAAAUGCAUUGUGACAACUGCAGGUAAAACAGUAGGAUUUAAGAGUUUGACUCAUUGUGUUCUUUAAAAAAGUGCAUUUUUUUGAGCAUUGGAAACGGUGAAAUUUGCCAUUGGUGCUAAUAUUACUCUGUAUCUGAAACUUCAUUAUUUACUGUCUGCAGAGAAAUUCUCAGGAUUUUUUUGUGAUGUUUAAUUGUAACAGUCUGUUAAAUAUUGGCUCAAAGUCACUUUUUUGAAUUGGCAAAUUGAGCUGUAAAAAACACAGAAAUGACGUGUGCGUGAAUUACAUAUUAUGGCUGAUUUCCUGUCAACUAAAUGACAUUUCUUAAUUCUAAACUACCUCCUCUGACUCAAAUAGUAGCCUGUGUAUACAGCRUGUGCAAUUAUGCCAUUCAGUCCUGUUGUUUUGUUCAUUUCAUAGCAUUUAAGCAUUACAGUUGAUCGUCUCCUCCUUUUCCAUCGUACACUGCCCUUACUGUGUAUAGUCUUUGUUGUACUAAAUUUAUAUACUGUACAGUUUUUUUUAUUUUGAGAGUAACAACAUGGUGCCAGAAUAGAAAAAAAUAAAAUGUAAUUGUCCAAAGUUGAUGAGCAAAUAAAAACCCUACAAUAAAACAGCUAUGUUUGA